This is a messenger RNA of Cyprinodon variegatus (sheepshead minnow), 6791 nucleotides long. RefSeq names its product C3 and PZP-like, alpha-2-macroglobulin domain containing 8 (gene cpamd8). The record is from RefSeq and is a predicted model, not a curated record. Bases 364 to 6078 code for a protein of 1904 amino acids. Gene Ontology annotation, molecular function: protein binding; endopeptidase inhibitor activity. Gene Ontology annotation, cellular component: extracellular region. The transcript is spliced from 43 exons. Lineage: Eukaryota; Metazoa; Chordata; Actinopteri; Cyprinodontiformes; Cyprinodontidae.
GGACCCGAGUGGGAGGACACUAACAAAUGUUAAUGUUGAAAUAUGAGAAAACGGAACCGGGGCGGGUGAAGGCACAUGGGAGAGGACUGGUGGUGAAGCUUAUCUGGGCUGCGGAGAGCAGGAAGACCAGAAAAUAGAAAAAUAAAAAAAUGCUUGGAUCUCGAUUUUUUAAAGAGGGAUACAUUCACAACUGUGCGCACCUAUUAUUCAAAUGGAUCGGUAGACGGAGAGGAAUCUAUUAAGAGUCCAGUUCCACUUUUUUAUUUCUUUAUUUUUUUUUUAAAUCGGAUUAAAGAAGUAAACUUCAUCAAGAGGAAGAGACGAUAUCUAGAAGUUUGAAUCGGUUGCUGAAGCCAGAAAAAAAUGUUGCGUGUGUUUUGGAGCGCUUUGAGUCUUUUGUGGACCUUGUUGAUCUGCAGCGUGUGCAGAAGCUGUGCGCAGGAACGACAGGGUUACCUGGUUACCGCCCCCUCUGUUUUCCGAGCUGGAGUGGAAGAGAGUGUGAGCGUCACCAUCUUUAAUGCAAAGGCAGAAACCCGCGUCCAGGUGCAGCUGUCGGUGAAAGGACAAACAGUCGCCCACAGCCACAGCUCAGUUUAUGAUAAAGGCACCAUCAAAUUGAAGGUUCCAUCUGGGCUGAGAGGGCAGGCUCUUCUGACGGUCUGGGGAAACCGUCAGCUCACAGAGAGAGGCUACAUUUUCCAUAACUAUACCACCAUCACCUUGGAGAGCAAGGGUUCAGCCGUCUUCAUCCAGACCGACAAACCCAUCUACAAACCCAAGCAUAAAGUGCUAAUUAAUGUCUACACUGUGACGCCUGAUAUGAGACCCAUAAAUGAAAAGGUUGAAGCAUAUAUUUUGGAUCCAAGAGGAUCUAGGAUGAUCCAAUGGAAGGGUCUUAAAUCUCUCUGCUGUGGCAUCGUGAACAUGAGUUUCCCUCUAUCUGACCAGCCUGUGUUUGGAGAGUGGUUGGUCUUUGUGGAAGUGCAGGGCCAAACCUACAACAAGUCAUUUGAAGUGCAGAAAUAUGUGAUGCCAAAAUUUGAACUGGUUAUAGUUCCACCUCCUUACAUUCGUGAUCUCAGCUCAUGCGAGCAGGCAAGUGUCACAGCCAGAUACACCUUCGGAAAACCGGUAACAGGAAAGUUGACAGUAAAUAUGACUGUAAAUGGAGUUGGAUACUACCGUCAUGAGAUGGGCCAACCUGUAAUUAAAACAAUGGAGAUUAAAGGCUCUGCAAAUUUCAGUCUGUGCGUGAGAGACAUGAUGCCCCUGGACGUGGCUGAUCACUUCAGGGGUACAGUUAGCAUUUGGGCAUCAGUGACCAGCAUUGAUGGCAGCCGGCAAACCACAUUUGAUGAUUCAACGGCGGUCCAUAAACAACUGAUUGACAUCAAGUACUCUAAAGAUACGCACAAACAGUUCAAGCCAGGUCUGCCUUACAAAGGGAAGAUCGAGGUUACUUAUCCAGAUGGGAGCCCAGCUGAUGGAGUGACAGUCCGUGUUAAGGCAGAGUUGACGCCCAAGGACAACAUCUACACCAGUGAACUGGUUUCCAAGGAUGGCAAAGUGUUGUUUGAAAUCCCCUCCAUCCCUAUAGCUGCUCAGUAUGUCUGGAUUGAGACAGAAGUGAUGUCUAUUGAUGGAAAGACAGUGGGAGACCAGUACUUGCCUAGCUACUUAUCCAUUAGCAGUUGGUACUCUCCAAGUAGGUGUCACAUCCAGAUCCAGAGUCCCAGCUCCCCUCUUAAGGUUGGCCAAGAGGCUGAAGUGGCUUUAAAAUCUACCUGUCCCUGUAACUUCACUCUGCACUACGAGGUGGUUUCCAGGGGAAACAUCGUCCUGUCAGGCAAAGAACCCGCCAACCUGACAGCAUCACACAGAGGAAAAAGGGCCACGGUGACUUUUGAUAAGAACGUUCAUGCCACCCAGCUCCCUUCCUCUGCUUCUGGGGGUUUGUCCCAGGAUGAGAUGGAAACCUGUAUGUCUUAUCUUCGUUUUCCUGUUAGUCACACCAUGGCGCCUCUCAGCCGUCUGCUGGUGUACUACGUCAGGGAAAACGGCGAGGGCGUAACAGACAGUCUGCAAAUCUCUGUUUUGCCGGAGUUUGAGAACAAGCUCUCUGUUUCUUUUUCAUCCAAUGAGUCCAUACCGGGAGAUCCAGUGAGCCUGCACGUUCGGGGUGAGAGGGGCUCUUGCAUUUGUUUGGCCACUGUGGAUAAAAGUCUUUACUUGUUAAAGCCCAACUUCCAGCUUAGUCCCAACAAGGUGUUCAAAGAGAUGGCUGAUUUCGAUGUUUCAGACGUAUUUGGUGUUGGUAAGGAUGAUGGACACAUGUGGUGGCCUGGACUGUCCUCAAAGAGACGAAGACGUUCAUCUGUGUUCCCCUGGCACUGGGACAUCACUAAAGAUGCACGCUUUGCUUUUACAGAAACAGGGCUGGUAGUGAUGACAGAUAUGGUGAGCUUAAACCACCGGCAGAGCGGAGGGAUGUACACUGAUGAAGCUGUUCCAGCUUUUCAGCCACACACAUCGACUGUAGUGACUGCGAUUCAUCCCCGACCCACAAUAAGGACUGAAAAGCGGAGACGGACGUUUUUCCCCGAAACUUGGGUGUGGCGCUGCUUUAAUGUCAGCUCUGAAACUGGGGAGGCUAUCCUCCAGUUGGAUGUCCCUGAUUCAAUCACCACAUGGGUCACCGAAGCUGUCGGACUCUCCGAGAAGAAGGGUCUGGGUUUGGCAGAGAGGAUAGAGCUUCGGACCUUUAAGCCCUUCUUCGUCGACUUCACGCUGCCUUACAGUUUAAUCCGAGGGGAGCAGACCAAAGUACCUCUUACGGUCUACAACUACCUUCCCACUUGUUCUGAGGUACAUGUAAAAGUGUCAGUCCCAAAAGGCAUCAAAUUUAUUGGCCAUCCUGGAAAGCACCAUCUUACCAGAAAGAAAUGUGUGGCUCCUGGAGAGGCUAUUCCAAUAUCUAUUGUGUUGUCUUUCACUGAACUGGGAUCUGCAAACAUCACAGCCCGAGCAAUUGCCUACAGUUCAUCAAGUUGCUGUUCAGAUGGAGGAGUGACAGGCAAGACUAGUAAUCAUGCAGAUGAAAAGAGAAUCCCCACUGGUCUAGACUACGUUCGCAGGACUGUUCUGGUCGAGCCGGAAGGGCUAUCAAGAGAGUACACCUACAGUGUUUUCUUCUGUCCAAAUGAGAGAAUUCACAUUUCAACCCCUAAUAAGUACGAGUAUCAGUAUGUCAAAAAGCCAUCCAAGAUGAAGCAGUUUGAUGUGGCUGUGAAGACCCACAAUGAUGCCCACAUUGCCCUCUCUGCCAGUCCACAUGACAGUGCAGAGAUGCUUGAGAUUGUACUUGGUGGGAAGCAGAAUACACGCUCCUGGAUAUCUUUAGGAAAAAUGGGGGACCCCCUGGUCAGCGUUUCCACACCAGGGCUGCUGUCCUGGAAUGAGUUCCGAAGUUUUUGGAUCAGUUGGAAAGGAGGUGUGGUAAAGGUGGGGCAUGGUUUGCAUUCAUCCAACGAAUCUAUCAUUUUAGAGUGGGCAGGCCAGUUCCCAGGACAGGUGCAACACAUUGGGUUCUCAACUGGGUGGGGCUCUGUAGGAGAGUUUAAAAUCUGGAGGAAGGAAGACUCUGAUGACGACCACAAUGAGGCCUUCACUCUUGGUGUGCCGAGCAAUAUGGUGCCUGGAUCGGAAAGGGCCACUGCAUAUAUGAUCGGGGAUGUAAUGGGACCAACUCUAAACAACCUGGAUAAGCUGCUGAGGCUACCCUUUGGGUGUGGAGAGCAGAACAUGAUUCACUUUGCACCAAAUGUCUUUGUUCUGAAAUACCUUCAGAAGACCGGGCAGCUGAGUCCAGAGGUUGAAACUGAAGCCACCGACUAUCUGAUUCAAGGUUACCAGAGACAGCUGACCUAUAAACGACAGGAUGGAUCCUAUAGUGCAUUUGGCGAGAGGGAUUCCUCAGGCAGUAUGUGGUUAACAGCGUUUGUUCUGAAGUCUUUUGCUCAGUCUCGGGGGUUUAUCUUUAUUGACCCUGAAGAGCUUCAUGCAGCUAAGUCUUGGCUCAUCAAACAUCAGCGAGAGGAUGGUUCCUUUCCUGCAAUGGGACGCAUUCUCAACAAAGACCUACAGGUAGGUCUAUGUUUGAUUGUGUUUAAAGCACUUUUGCCUUCUCUACCUGACCUGACUGGCCUGAUGUGCUCUCUUCAUCCUCUGACGUGGGGGCGGGCUCAGAGUUUGUCUGCCUGGCUGUGUGUUUCCUGGACGGGAUCGCCUGUGGAGCUGCCUGACAUUUGCCUUUUUCUCCACUAUUGUGUACAGGAAGAGAAGGUCGCAGUGGCUAGAGCCAAGGAUUUCCUCGAAAGCAACACUUAUUCUGCCAAUGACCCUUACACCACAGCUCUGUCUGCAUAUGCCCUGUCUUUGCUCCGCAGCCUUUAUGCUCCGCUGGCUCUGCGUCGCCUCAACCACAUGGCCAUCACUAAAGAUGGGCUCACCCACUGGAGCCUUACUGGCAGCACUGUGACCGAUGAAGAUACUUUCAUGGGCUUCAGCGAUGGUUUCUCUCACUCAGUUGUGUCAGCAGAGGUGGAGAUGACAGCCUAUGGCCUUCUGACCUACACCAUCAUGGGUGAUGUUGCUUCUGCGCUGCCUAUUGUCAAAUGGCUCUCCCAGCAAAGAAAUGCUUUGGGUGGUUUCUCUUCCACACAAGAUACAUGCGUGGCUCUGCACGCCCUGUCGGAGUACGCCAUCCUUUCAUACGUAGGAGGGGUAAACCUCACCAUCUCUCUUGCCUCCACCAACCUCGACUUCCAGGAGGCCUUUGAGCUCAACCGAGACAACAAGAAACUCCUUCAGAGGGCCAAGAUACCAAGUAUCCCCACAGGCCUUUUUGUCAGCGCUAAAGGUGAAGGCUGCUGUCUCAUGCAGAUCGAUGUGUCCUAUAAUGUUCCUGAUCCAAUAGCAAAGCCAGCUUUCCAACUCAAGGUGGAUCUGAGAGAACCGCUACAGGAGCGACGCCUACAGCCCUCCUCCGCAUCUUCUACUUCCAAGCACUCUGCGUCACGUUCCCGGAGCCGAGUCGACAACCGCUCUGAGCUCAGUCGGAGGCGCAGAGCUCCCAUUGAAGAUGAUGACCCAGCAGCCCACCAGGACAAGCUAAACUUCCACAUCUCUUUAGAAGUGUGCGCUAGGUGGCUCCAUUCAGGUUCAUCCAACAUGGCAGUCAUAGAGGUUCCCAUGAUUUCUGGCUUCAGAGCAGAUUUCGAAAGCCUGGAGAGACUGAUGAUGGAUAAAAGAGUUGGGCUAAAGAGAUACGAGGUGAACGGCAGGAAAGUCUUAUUCUACUUUGAUGAGAUUUCCAGUCAGUGUAUGACAUGUGUGGCCUUCCAAGCUAUCAGAGAAUACAUCGUAGGCAAGAUGGCGCCUGUUCCGGUCAAGAUCUAUGACUACUAUGAACCAGCUUUUGAGGCCACCAGGUUCUACAAUGUUAGUGAGAGCAGUCCACUUGCACGGGAGCUGUGUGAUGGACCCACUUGUAAUGAAGUGGAGAGUUCAACAAAUCAUUGGACAGGUUUUGUGCAGGCAAACCAGUGCAACAAUGUGUUAGGCUGCGUGGAGGAGGAGCAAAUGGAACGAUGCACGUGUUACAGGGACUGUGGCUAUGAUGGGGAGCCUGUUUGUGGAUCAGAUGGGCAGCUCUACCAGAACCAGUGUCAGAUGGAGGUAUCGUCUUGUCGAAAUGGGACUCGCAUCAAACAAGUUCACCUGUCCCAAUGUUUUCAUAAUAAAACCAUUGAAAAAAGUCAGCCAGAGGCAAGCCAGGAAAUCGAACAACCUUCAGUGCCCAUACAUGCAGGUGAAGAGGAACAGGGCUCCAUGAUGACAGAGGUGUCCUACUACUCCUAUGAAUAUGACUCAGAUUCUGGGGCUUUCCUUGCUGAUGCAGAGGGAGGGGACCAUUCCGACAUACCUGAAGGUGGUGGUGUUGUGCAGCAUAACGUGCCCCUACCAGCUAACAGCCAGCUGCCCACGGCUGACACAAAGAGCACCCCUGAGCGAUGAAAUGUAAAGUGAAACCAUAUGGCCACCCCAAAAUUGUACCAUAUUUGUGAAUAUGCUUGUGAAUGGAAAGAAAACAGAGAGUUUGCAGACUUGCUUCAACAAAAAAUCGGUGCGGUUUGGAAACAACUUUUUUUAGUUGUUUGGUGAAUUGAGUUGGAGUGGAUGCUUUUAUUGUGUAUGUCUGUUUUUUGUGCGUGGUAGGAAGUGAAGGAGAAAGAUUUUGAAGCUCAAAUCCUCUAGUUCAUUUGCUUCCUGUAGACUCAUCAGUAGACACCAUAGCAUCUUAAUCCAGUUUGCUGCUUUUAUAAUCACUAGAAAAAAAAACAGACAAGCAAUUUUUUUUUAUAUUUGUAAUUACACUCAAUGUUAAGCAAUAUAUUUUUAUUAUAUUUUCUAUCUGUGGUAUUUAUUUGUAGCUAGAAAUAUUUUUCUUUCUUUUUUUUUAAGUCAAGGCCUGCCCACACAGACUACAUUUUCCCCAUUGUAGUUCUUGAUGUGCUCAUUCAAAGCACUUUUUGGCUUAAACACCAAUAACUGAAAGGUCUACUUAAAACGACUGUGCUGGUUUGCUGCUGAAGAAAGACAUGCUAAUCGUAUGCUUUACAGAAACAUAAGCUGAAGUUCUUUUUCAUCGUCAGACAUUUUCUUCAUUUUUUUUAUUCACUGUACCACUUCAAAGAGAUUGGAGGGUAAUGAGCAGAGAGAGAAAUGUA